Messenger RNA from Sceloporus undulatus (fence lizard), 5361 nucleotides. RefSeq names its product ring finger protein 123 (gene RNF123). The record is from RefSeq and is a predicted model, not a curated record. The transcript is spliced from 39 exons. Gene Ontology annotation, cellular component: cytoplasm. Bases 146 to 4111 code for a protein of 1321 amino acids. Lineage: Eukaryota; Metazoa; Chordata; Lepidosauria; Squamata; Phrynosomatidae. Gene Ontology annotation, molecular function: ubiquitin-protein transferase activity; protein binding.
CGCGACUCUUGUUGUCCCUGGCGGCGAUCCGUAGCAGGGCGGAUGUUGUGAGGAGCCGCGGCCGGCAGGGCUGGGCUCAGAGGGCGAGAGACAGCAGCAGCAGUGAGUACUUUGAUGUUAGUGGCCAUUCACACGGAUCUGAAUUAUGACAUCAAGAGGUUCAGGCACAUCAUUUUCUCGGAAGAAUUACAGAUUAAGCACAGAACCAGAAAAGUCCAAGGUUGCAGGAAUAGUGAACGGCAAGCUCCUAAAUGAUUACCUUCAUCGCAUCUUUUCCAGUGCAGAGGGAAUUCAGCCUACUGCUGCCUACAGAAAGCACCUGUCCUUUCAAAAUCUACAAGAACACAUAGAACGACUGUUGGCAGAAAAUGGCGGGCCUGAAGAUGGUCAAGAUCUGGUAGUAGAGGGUAGACUUGGUCCUUCUACUGUGGUAUUGGACCACACCAGUGGCUUUGAGGGUCUCUUGUUGGUGGACGAUGACUUGCUUGGGGUAAUUGGACAUAGUAACUUUGGUUCUAUCAGAGCUACUACCUGUGUGUAUAAAGGAAAAUGGAUCUAUGAAGUUCUGAUUUCUUCCCAAGGCCUGAUGCAGAUUGGCUGGUGCACUCUCAACUGUCGGUUCAAUCAAGAGGAGGGAGUUGGAGACACUCCUGAUUCAUAUGCCUAUGAUGGGAAUCGAGUGCGUAAAUGGAAUGUGACCACAACCAACUAUGGUAAAUCUUGGGCAGCAGGAGACAUUGUCAGCUGUUUGAUAGAUGUGGAUGAGGGAAACAUUUCCUUCUGCCUAAAUGGCGUAUCUCUAGGGACUGCUUUUGAUAAUAUCUCACGAGGCUCUGGAAUGGCUUACUUCCCUGCCAUCAGUCUGUCAUUCAAGGAAUCAGUUGCUUUUAACUUUGGAAGCCGCCCACUCAGAUAUCCAGUGGAGGGGUAUCGGCCCUUACAAGAUAAACCAGCUGCAGAUCUUGUAAAAGCCCACAAAUUGUUGGGAUACCUGAAAAAUGUUAUUAAUAUUGAAAUAGAUGUUUCGGAAGGGAAGCUGGUUGAUAGAGAUUCUUCCACUUGGCAGCUCCAGGGAGAACCAACAGUACUCAUCACCCUGGCACACAUUUUUAACAAUUUUGCACCCCUUAUGUGCAAAGUCUACUUGGUAGAAGAUGUGCUCAUGAACUUCUUACUCAGCAUCCUAGAAGGGGGAGGGGCUGUGGAAGCACACCCACUUAUUCAACAGUUAUUGGAUCUCAUGUGGCUUCUCAUGGAGGAUUAUGAAGUGAACGAAUGCCUCAAGCAGCUGCUGAUGUCCUUGCUCAGAGCUUACCGUUUCUCUCCCAUUGUUCCUGAUCUAGGUUUACAAAUUCACUACCUUCGUCUCACCAUCGCUAUCCUGAAGCAUGAAAAAUCCAGGAAGUACCUGCUCCACAAUGUGCUAUUUGAUGUGCUACGCUCAGUUGUGUUUUUUUAUAUCAAGAGCCCUCUCCGUGUGGAAGAGGCUGGUUUACAAGAACUGAUUCCCACCACCUGGUGGCCAAACCGCUUCAACAAAGAGGGCAAAGAGACUAAGGAAGUCAAGGAAGAGAGUGCUGAGGAAAGAUUGAGGAGACGAGCAUAUGAAAGAGGCUGUCAGCGGCUCAAGAAACGCAUUGAAGUGGUGGAGGAACUCCAAGUGCAGAUACUGAAGUUACUGUUAAACAAUAAAGACCAUGGAGGGGGAGGAGCAUCGAGAUACAUCUUUCUAAAUAAAUUCCGCAAAUUUCUUCAGGAAAAUGCUAGUAACCGAGGGAAUCUGACUGUUCUGUGCCCUCCAGAAUAUAUGGUAUGUUUCUUGCAUCGGCUCAUCUCUGCUCUGAGACUUUACUGGGAGGAGUACAAGGUGAAGAAUCCUUCAGCACUGAACAGUGAAGAUGCAUAUAUCCCUCCUCAGCUCUUCUAUAAUGGGAAAGUGGAUUAUUUUGACCUCCAGCGACUUGGGGGACUCUUAUCUCAUCUCAAAAAGACUCUCAAAGAUGACCUGGCCUCAGAGGCAAAUAUUCUAAUUGACCCUGCAGAAAUUCAGGCUGUGACAAUGGAUGAUCUUGAUGAAGAUGAAGAGUCAGCACUGUCAACCGCACAAGUGAGCCUAGCAAUGCUGCAUGAAAUGGGUCAAAGUUUAACUCAACGUCCAGCUGCUGCAUUGGCAAUUGGAGGUGCCUUGGCUAGGCCAAGCUGGCUCAGUUCACCCACCCUGGGGCGAGCAAACCGUUUCCUCAGUACUGCAGCUGUCAGUCUCAUGACCCCAAGGCGGUCACCAGGUGCCUUAGAGAAGGCCAAAGUCCGGACAUUGAACAUGGAGCAACGGACAGAGGAAGACAUUGAAGGCAGCCAUGGAAAUGAGGGCCUUUUAUUGGGGAAACCUGCUGAAGAGCCAGACCAAGCAAUAACUGAGAACUCUCUUUUGGAAAUCUUGGAUGGAAUAGUCAUGAUGUACAACCUCAGCGUGCAUCAGCAGCUUGGUAAGAUGGUAGGUGUUUCUGAUGAUGUGAAUGAGUAUGCUCUGGCAUUGAAGGACACUGAAGAAAAGAUUAGCCGAUGCCCAAAGAGGAGAAGAGAUAUCUAUGAAGAACUGCUGAAGAGCCAAAAGGUUUUCUCUGAGAAGCUUAAUCACCUGAGUCGCCGGCUUGCUUGGAUCAAUGUUACUAUUUAUUCAAAGGAAAAGAUGCAAGAUAUAUACUGGUUGCUACGGGUGUGUAUACGCACUAUUGAACAUGGAGACAGAAUUGGCUCACUCUUUGCAUUUAUGCCUGAAUUUUAUCUGAGUGUGGCUAUGAAUACAUACAGUGCUCUCAAGAACUAUUUCAGCCCAGUCAACAGCAUGGAGGAGCUUCCAGGCUAUGAAGAGACUUUGACACGCCUUGCUGCCAUUUUAGCCAAGCACUUUGCUGACGCCAGGAUUGUGGGCACUGACAUCAGAGACUCCCUAAUGCAAGCACUGGCCAGCUAUGUUUGUUACCCUCACUCACUCUGUGCUGUAGAGAGGAUUCCAGAAGAACAGCGUAUAUCCAUGAUGAGGAACCUACUUGCCCCCUAUGAGCAAAGACCCUGGGCCCAGACGAACUGGAUCCUUGUACGGCUGUGGCGAGGCUGUGGAUUUGGAUACAGGUACACACGCCUUCCUCAUCUGCUGAAAACCAAGCCAGAGGAUGCAAACCUCCCCAGCUUGCAGAAGCCUUGUCCAUCCACCCUGCUACAGCGACACAUGGCGGACCUGCUGCGCAGUGACCGUGAAAUGGCACCCAGUUUCCUUAAUAGUGUCCUUAACCAGCUGAACUGGGCCUUCUCAGAAUUCAUAGGCAUGAUUCAGGAGAUACAACAAGCUGCAGAGCGCCUUGAAAGAAACUUUGUAGACAGUCGCCAACUGAAGGUGUGUGCAACAUGCUUUGAUCUCUCGGUGAGUCUGCUCAGGGUCUUGGAAAUGACUGUCACUCUGGCUCCUGAGAUCUUCCUGGAUUGGAGCCGUCCGUCAUCAGAGCUAUUACUCAGGAGACUUGCACAGCUAUUAAAUCAGGUGCUAAAUCGUGUGACAGCUGAGCGGAACCUGUUUGACAGAGUGGUCAAUCUUCGCCUACCAGGACUGGAGAGCGUAGACCACUACCCAAUCCUUGUGGCUGUGACAGGAAUUCUGGUCCGGCUCCUUGUUGAUACGGACUUUCAAGGGGCUGAGCGGGCAACAGCUGUGCUGCUGGCAGAUCCCUGUUUCCAACUCCGUUCUAUUCAGUACUUGCUGGGUCACACAGAGCCUGUAGCAAUGGGAGUAGCAUCUUCUUCUGUGGAUAAGAAACAUUUUUCCCUACAGAGUUACACAGAUUACAUCAGCCAGGAGGAGUUAGCCAAGGUGGAGCAGAUGCUGGGCCACCUCAGUGAAGAAUCCAAACAGGCUGCAGCCUCAACCUUGCCCACUAGUGAGGAGGACUUGUGCCCUAUCUGCUAUGCGCAUCCAAUCUCUGCUGUAUUCAAGCCAUGCUCCCACAAGUCAUGCAAAGCCUGCAUCAAUCAACACCUGAUGAACAACAAGGACUGCUUCUUCUGCAAAGCCACCAUCACGGGUGUGGAUGACUACAUUAAGCCAGCCACCUCCUAGUGCCUGGACCCUGCAGGGCAGGGCCACAUGCCUGGGCAGCUUCUCCACAGGGUGGACUCUCCCUGCUCUGAGGACACCUCUGUCAAAGGCAGCUGCUGUUCAGUAUAGCCGAGCUCAGUUUUAUUUAUAACACCUCUUGCAGGCCAAGCACUGCUGUAUGCAUCCCCUAGGCCACAUUGUCCCCUUCAGUCCCCCUGAAUUAAGGUACAUUUCCUAUUGCUUUCAUUGACUCCAAAUAUACAGGCAUUGGCUUUUCCCAUGGGGUACGUACAAGAGGGCAGAACAUACUCAGGUUCUCUACCUCAGCCUGAAUCUCCUUUCCUGCAACUGCCCUGGAAAGCCUAUCUUUUAUUGUAGCUGGGAAACCUCUCUGUGGUGUGGUGCUCUUCUUGAUGGGAGUCCAGCUGCUCACCAGCCAUGUGUGUUCUUGCCGCUGCUGCAGCACUUUGCUCUUUGAUCAUGCAUGUGUGGCUCAGAGUUGGUUGAAAUAUUUUAUGUGGGCAUACUAUGCAGUAGCCCAUCUGCUUGUACCACCUGAUGUGUAGACUUCUGAGACAGAGGGAGAUGAUAAAUAAUUUUUCCAUAUGCAAUCAAGAGGUGGGGCAGGUGAGUGAUAUUGUACCCAUUUGUCUGCCUUAAAAAAAAUUGAAUUUGCUUUUCAAGAAUCUGGCUUUUCUUUGAAGGUAGGGAAAGCCUGGAGAAACAUCAUAAAACACUAGGUCAGGCUUUUGUUUUGGGGAGCCUGGUGAUGUGACAAAAGGCACACUAUGCUGUGACUAAUAUAAGUGCAGAGGUGAAGCCCACAGCCACCAGAGGAAUAAGUCUGAACCAACAUCCAAGCAUCCCCAAGGAAAAAUAUCAGACACUGUAGGGACCAGUAUUUGAUCCCUGCAUUGUGUAGUGUUUGGGAAAAGUACUAAUUAGGUUGAUUUUCUGGGCUACAACAGGAGUAAACCUGUCUGCACUGCUAUCUUCCACCAGCUGAAGGUGCCUAUGGCACCAGCCCUUCACUGUGUGACCAGACUGCCUGUACUAUCCAGGAGCAGACAAGAUUUUUUAAAACAACAACAAACCAUUUACUAACUGUGUGUGAGACUUGUAACCUGAAGUGUUGGGGAGGGUAGCAAGCAUUGUGCUUGGAGCAAGGAAUUUAACUUAUGUGCAUCUAUGAUUGUCUCCCUCCCACAAUCCCCUCCAAACUGGAGGGUGUUACUUCCAUAAAAUGGAAUAUUAAAUUAUUAUUCCUUAAA